AUGAGCCCGGGGUACGCCGAGCAGCCCAUGUCGCCCGGAUUCAGCAGCCUCCAGCAGCAGCAGCAGCAUGCGCCACGUGUGCAGGUGUCGCCGCCGCCCGAGAACAAGCUAUCGACGCCAGGGCACCGAAACACUUCGCCGCCGAGACGCUAUGACUCUCCCGUGGACGUGACCCCGCUGCCGCCGCCUUCUGCCAAUGCCUUCCGUCGCGGCCACAAGAAAACGUCUUCCUUGGUGCCCGGCAACCCAGGCGACUUUGGCUUGGACACCCCGAGAUCGGCAGGCCCCAAGACGGCAUCCUUUCCGCUCACCCCCCUUACUGGAGGCUAUGGUCCCGGCCAGGCUCGUGCGGGCGAGCAUCCGAUUCGCCAGCCACGCGGUCCUCCGUCCUUGGAUGAACUCAAAUCGAAGCCGACCGCCAAACACGAGGGUAGCAAGAAUUUUGCUACCCGGACCCGACGAUCUGCCGUGCACAACCUCGUCCGGGCUGGCUUGGAGCGGCGCAAGGGAGCUGGCAGUUCGACCGGUAGCAUGAGCCCGACUUCCGAGAUGGCCGAGGAUUUGGCAACGCCAAUCACCGACAACGAAUCAGACUCGGGGCAUAGUGGCUCGGGCAUAUUGGCCGGCGAGUUGGAGUGUGGCACCUCGCGCACGCCCGUCAGGCGUACCUGGGGCGCCAUCGGCUCCGAUCGACCUAGCUCGCGGCAAAAGGCUCGCACCGGCGUCGACAGCCUGGGCAAUGCUAGGAGCGCUUCUGCCGUUGACGACUCCUUCGCCGCCGUCUUCAAGAAUGGUGCUCUGCGAGCAUCCAAGGCACAGGGUGGCGCGGACAACCAGCGCAAGUCUUCGCGGCUUGUUCUUACAAGCGUCGAGAAGCGCAGGGCCUCCCCGUCGGCUUAA
This is a messenger RNA of Hirsutella rhossiliensis, 900 nucleotides long. RefSeq lists its product as uncharacterized. NCBI's taxonomy places the organism in Eukaryota, Fungi, Ascomycota, Sordariomycetes, Hypocreales, Ophiocordycipitaceae. Bases 1 to 900 code for a protein of 299 amino acids. The transcript has a single exon. The record is from RefSeq and is a predicted model, not a curated record.